Messenger RNA from Pararge aegeria (speckled wood butterfly), 1336 nucleotides. It is a transcript of the gene Rae1, whose product is annotated as protein Rae1. Bases 233 to 1285 code for a protein of 350 amino acids. The transcript is spliced from 6 exons. The record is from RefSeq and is a predicted model, not a curated record. Gene Ontology annotation, cellular component: nuclear pore. Gene Ontology annotation, molecular function: ubiquitin binding; RNA binding. Gene Ontology annotation, biological process: RNA export from nucleus; transcription-dependent tethering of RNA polymerase II gene DNA at nuclear periphery. Lineage: Eukaryota; Metazoa; Arthropoda; Insecta; Lepidoptera; Nymphalidae.
GCUCUUUUUGACCAGAGACGGAAGACCAGUAUUUGACAUUGUUUACAAAUAAAAAUUCUCAAGGGAAGUAGAUAGGUAUUUGAAAUUUCCAUUUCAAUUGUGUUUUUAAUUUAUCAUAAACACUUUUCUACGUAGCGACUAGUAAUAGAAGAUUUAUUAAAAUUACGGUCUUUAUCGUAGUUAUAAUUCCAAAGAUAAUAGAUAGGUGUUAAGAAAUAAUAAAUUGAGCAAGAUGUUUCCUCAACUGGCCCCCGCCCCCGGCAACCCCAACAAGGACGUGGAGGUGACCUCCCCGCCAGAAGACACCGUGUCCGCCCUGGAGUUCUCGCCGGCCUCCGUGCCGCAGACCUUUCUCGCAGCCGGCAGUUGGGACAGCAAGGUACGAUGCUGGGAAGUAGAAGCUUCCGGGAAGACUGUGCCCAAAGCAGAGCAGGGCAUGGACGGACCUGUCCUGGAUGUGGCGUGGCAUGAUGAUGGGACAAAAGUGUUUAUGGCCUCUACAGAUAAAAGCGUGAAAUGUUGGGAUCUCGCCAGCAAUCAGACUAUGCAGGUCGCAGCACACGACGCUCCCGUCAAAACAUGUCACUGGAUCAAGGCCCCCAACUACACUUGUCUGAUGACGGCCUCGUGGGACAAAACACUUAAGUUCUGGGACACGCGCAGCGCGGCCGCCAUCAUGAGCAUGGCGCUGUCGGAGCGCUGCUACUGCGCGGCCGUGGACUACCCGCUGGCGGCCGUGGGCACGGCGGACCGCGGCGUGGCGCUGUACUCGCUGGAGGGCAAGCCCAGCGAGGUGAAGCGCGUGGAGUCGCCGCUCAAGUACCAGCACCGCUGCAUCGCCAUCUUCCGCGACAAGAACAGCAAGCAGCCCACGGGCUUCGCGCUGGGCAGCGUGGAGGGCCGCGUGGCCAUCCAGUACGUGAACCCCAGCAACCCCAAGGACAACUUCACGUUCAAGUGCCACCGCUCGCAGGGCGCGGCGGGCGGCUACCAGGACAUCUUCGCCGUCAACGACGUGGCCUUCCACCCGACGCACGGCACGCUGGCCACCGUGGGCUCCGACGGCUCCUUCUCGUUCUGGGACAAGGACGCGCGCACCAAGCUCAAGAGCUCCGAGCUGCUGGACCAGCCGCUCACCAAGUGCGCCUUCAACCACAGCGGCCAGGUGUUCGCGUACGCCGUCGGCUACGACUGGUCCAAGGGGCACGAGAACUUCAAUCCGGCGAAGAAGAACUUCAUUUACCUGCGGCCCUGCUUCGAAGACCUCAAGCCACGAUCUACCUAAUAUAUCGUUUACAACUCUGCGCGACUCCUAAAAUUAUAUUUUUUACACAUU